AGUGGAACUGUGGUCCAACAGAGAACCACCACUGUAAAGUAUGAAGCUUGUGGUUUUUCUCACCCUGCUGUGUCUGCUGGUGGUCAAUGCUCAAGACCUCCAAGACCGCCAGUUUCAACCAUGUAAGAACAGAAACUACUGGAGUUGGUACAAAGUUGGCAGCUACUGCGUGAAGUUCUUCAACGAGCAUCUGGACUUCAAUACAGCUCGAACGAGAUGCCAGGCGACAAACACACAUGGUGAGCUUCUGAGUGUCCACAGCCCAAAUUCCAACAAUCUGGUGAUCCGUUUGUCUCACAAUGGAUACUAUGCUUAUUCCUGGCUUGGCGGAUUCCUACAGGGGGCAAGUUGGGUUUGGACGGAUGGCACUCAGUUCGAUUACAGUAACAUGGCGCGUGGUCCGGAUAGAAGUGGCCGGCAGUGUAUUGCUAUUAGAGGAAAUGGAUACUGGGUCCCAGUGAGCUGUGACAGAGAGCUGCCCUUCUUCUGCGGGUUCCGGGAACAGUAGAGGAACCAGAAGAACAGAAAACAAACUAAGUCUAGGCUUUUGCUUGCUUAUCUAUACGUGUGUUGACCCGAAUUCAGGAAUGAAAGACAAUAUUAUUGUAAAAGCAAGGCACAGUGGGAAAGGCAUUAUAAUUCAAAUUAUGCUCGCAUUGCUAAGCUAAAUUCAAAGCAUAUUCAAAAAUAAAAAAAAAAAUAU
Molecule: messenger RNA, 703 nt
Organism: Brienomyrus brachyistius
Lineage: Eukaryota; Metazoa; Chordata; Actinopteri; Osteoglossiformes; Mormyridae
Product: ladderlectin-like
Exons: 6
Coding region: 41-508 (155 amino acids)
Source: RefSeq, a predicted model, not a curated record